Messenger RNA from Drosophila miranda, 1680 nucleotides. RefSeq lists its product as uncharacterized. Gene Ontology annotation, biological process: protein ubiquitination. Gene Ontology annotation, molecular function: ubiquitin protein ligase activity; nucleic acid binding; zinc ion binding. Lineage: Eukaryota; Metazoa; Arthropoda; Insecta; Diptera; Drosophilidae. The coding region runs from base 16 to 1665 and encodes 549 amino acids. The record is from RefSeq and is a predicted model, not a curated record. The transcript is spliced from 2 exons.
AAAAUCUAAUAAAAAAUGCCGCUGCGACAUAGUCCUCAGCAAAACAAUCCGCUGAGUUCGGAAAACUUUUGCGGCAUUUGUUGCUCCGAAAUGUCCAAUACUCAGCCGUGUUUUUGUACUCCGUGCAAUCACGUUUUCCAUAAAGCAUGUCUGGAAGAAUGGUUCCCUCAUCACGAUGAUUGUCCGAACUGUAGCCGAGUAUGUACGUUAUCGCAAGCAAAACUAGUUGUUGGCAAUUGUUCUCCAAACAAGCCGCAGCCGGAACCAACAGAAUUACCCGGUCCCUCGGGAAUUACUACUCGAAGUCUUGCCAAAGCUUUGGAGGUCGUACAGACCCCGGCAAAUGGACAUUUUCAGCCAGAGACGGGAAAGAUAUCCGAGGGAAAUGGCAAGAAUACCCAAUUGAGCCAAAUUCCAACUGUAGGUUCAGUCCCGGUAGAACGAACCACUAGGCCAACUCGUUCCAAAAGAACUCGAGCUCCAGCCAAAAAGCAGGUCCCGAAGUUCCCGCCAGGUCGAUCUUCCGGUCCGGCAGUAGUGUGUUUGUCGGGAUUGGAUGCUAGCCGUAGCUCCAACCAGACUAAAGCUCCGUCAGCUAAUGUCGCCACUCACUCUAGCCCUUGGGAAGCAACCAACGCACGGACAGCCCCUCUAAGCCAGGGGCUGGACUUGGAUGUCCUCCAACAGAUAAUUGAGCGCACUGUGGCCAGAGCCAUAUCCACUUUGCAGAUUCAGCCGCCAGCGAGUCCGCAGGAAGGGUAUGCGAGGCCAAAUAUCCCAACACCAGUUUCAUGUAUAAACAGCAUGACUAGCCUGCGAACGGCCAAGACGGCCAACAUUAUGCAAAAGUGGAAUGUUCCUUUUGAUGGUUCUACCGAAGGUUUAGGGGUAGAAGAAUUCAUUUACCGAGUCAAAACAUUAACCGAUGAAACCUUGGAUAGCGAUUUUCUCGGCCUUUGCAAACAUUUGCACAUCUUGCUGGUUGGCAAAGCGCGCGAUUGGUAUUGGAGAUACCACAAGCAGGUAGAUCGCAUCGUUUGGACAGAAUUUUGUGCAGCUCUUAGACAACAAUAUAAAGACUAUCGUUCGGAGUUUAUGAGCAAGGAAUUGAUUCGAGCUCGAAAGCAACACGUCGGAGAACCCUUCGUCGCUUUUCACGACGCCGUGGCUGGUCUUAUAGAUAAAUUUGGCAUUAAAAUGGCGGAAGAGGAAUUAAUAGAAAUAUUAAAAGCAAAUUUGCUUCCCGAAACCCGUCACAAAAUCUUAUAUCAGUCCAUUAGCUCAGUUGGUCAAUUGAGAAGAUUAGUACAGAUGCAGGAAAAUCUAGUGCAGGAGUUACAGAAAUCUGACAAGUCUCGGCCACCGGUCGGCCGCCGUUCGAUACAUAGUCUGGAGGAAUCGCGCACUAAAAGCGAUCAAGAAGAGUAUGAGGAUAUCAGCGUAGAGGCCAUUCAAAGUUCGACGGCUAAGCGUUCUUGUUGGAAUUGUGAGGAGCUUGGACAUGUGUGGGAAAAUUGUAUGGCAAAUAGGCGGAUAUUUUGUUACGGCUGUGGAGCUCCGAAUGUCUAUAAGCCGCAGUGCCAAACAUGCAUUCGUAGAGCUUCGGAAAACCGUCAGAAGGGUGCAUCCAACAACAGCCGGAUGCCCCCAAAAAACCACCAUUAAUCUUGCCCGUUGACU